Molecule: messenger RNA, 6641 nt
Organism: Loxodonta africana (African savanna elephant)
Lineage: Eukaryota; Metazoa; Chordata; Mammalia; Proboscidea; Elephantidae
Gene: TREML2
Product: triggering receptor expressed on myeloid cells like 2
Exons: 5
Coding region: 1377-2264 (295 amino acids)
Biological process (GO): T cell activation
Cellular component (GO): cell surface
Molecular function (GO): signaling receptor activity
Source: RefSeq, a predicted model, not a curated record
GGGGAUGGGAGCUCAGAGCCUCUACCUAUACCCUCCAUCCCUGCUUUUUCUUGCCCAAUUAUCUUGUUUAGUGUUUUGUGGGGUCAGGGGAGGGAGAAGGAUGUUGGGGCUGAUCUAGUAGCUCUUCACCAGAGCCCAGUGAGAAGGGUACAUCCUAAUAUCUGGCCCCCAGCAAAACUAACCCAGGCCUCAUGAGCUUAGAUAAUGCUCUGCCCCCCUCUGCAUUGGCCCCUUUAUCAAUUGGCUAGGUUUCCUUAGGGCCUCAAACCAGGGACACUCAAUUUCUUCAUGCAAAAAAGGCUUCUUUGCUUGGCCUCUGUCAGGAAAGCUCUGCUUGAUUCUGACAACGGCCGUUGCAUCACGGUGGGGAGGGGUUUAAACUCUCUUUUUCUUAGAAUGCUGAUGCCAUAUCCUGUCUCUGCCCCCUGUUCUGAGGGGAACCAAUCCCUAAGACUGCUCCCAUCCCGCAGCUACUGAUGCUCCUAAAGGGGCCCUACCCAGGCCUGCCACCCUUGCUGCCAUGGCAACCAAGUUGCCACUUCCUGCUCUGCUCUGGGCAUGGUGGGGGUUGGAGAAACCCACUCCCCAUUCUCUGUUCGAGGGGUGGAAGGUGUAGACACUUAUGACCACAGUACCCUGGAGACCCUUUCCAAGGUCACUCCACCCAUGCGCCUCUCCUGGAGGGACCUGAGAGUUAUCUUUCUGGGCAGAAGGGUGUCUCCCCUGUGUGGAGAAAUCUGACAAUAAUUGAGUUGGGUCAUUGGGUUUAGCUUGCCAGGAGCAAAGUAGCACUCAGAGAGGAUAUUACCUUACUCAAAACUUUCACUGUGGCGGAGGCCGGGUUGGAAACUUCGGUAGAUGUCCUGCGUGUCACAGCUCCAUUAAGAAGGCUGGAGCAACCUCUAUUUGGGAAAAGGAAGCACGUGCUGAGCACCUGCUCUGAUCUAGGCACUGUCCUGGUGCAUAGUUCUCACAGCCAGACCGUGAGGGAGGUAAUAUUAUUCCCAACUGACAGAUAAACUGAGGCUCAGAGAUCUUAAGUGAUCUGCUCAUGUAGCUAGUAAGUAAUAGAAUCACUGUUUCAACCCAUGUUUAUUCCGACUUCAAACUGUAUGCUCUUUCCACUCUACCCUACUGGGGAGAAACUUCAUUUUUUUUUUGUUUGCAGGAUGCUUUGGGGAUGGACUAUUAGGGGAGCAAGCGCUGAGCUUGUGGGAGACAGAGGGGUGGAGCGAGCCCACCACAGCUUACCUUCUCUCUCCUUGUCCCCAGAGGCACCCUCCCCAGUUCUGCUUUCUUCCCACUAGAGCGUGGUUUAUGAGGUGCACAGAAUAUAUCUCAGUCACCAUUGUCGCACUGAGCGCAGCACAUGGUAGAUGAACGGUCCCCUGGCUGAGAAUACAUACACCAAAGUGCAGCACUGGGAGGGAGAGACGCUGUCUGUGCAGUGCCCCUACAAGAAUCGCAAAAAUCACUUGGAGGGCAAGGUUUGGUGCAGGGUCAGGAGGAAGAAGUGUGAGGCGGGGUUCACCCGGGUCUGGGCACAGGAGCCCCACUACCUGCUGCAAGACGAUGCCCAGGCCAAAGUGGUCACCAUCACCAUGGCGGCCCUCAGACCCCAGGACUCCGGCCGAUACUGGUGCAUGCGGAACAGCUCCCGGACCCUCUACCCCUUGAUGGGCAUCCUACUAGAAGUGUUUCCAGCUCCCACAACUGAGAGGAACACUCCUCUGACGCAUCUGUCCAACAUCCUCAAGGGUGGAAUGGUUUUGGCAACGGGCCGGACCCCCACCUCUGGCUCUGAUGCACCGUUCAACACAAGCAUGACCCUGUUCACAGCUGGACUCCUGACCGUGGCCAGCAUCUUGCCUUCCACUGCCCCAGGGACCAUUGGACCAACCCCCAUGGUGGGCCACAGCUUCACUGGAACCACUCCCACCACCACAGGGGGCAGGACGACCAUGGGAUCCCAGACAGUGACUGAGUCUCCCAGCAGUGCCCAGACUUCCUCUGUAGGCCAAGUGCCCAUCUCCACCAAGUCUGUGCCCCCAAGCACCAGAUUGCCCACCACGGGAACAUGCCACACCAGGAAAGCUCUUCUCAACAAAUUACCCCCUAUCAGGCACCAGGACUCUGAUCCCACCGUGCUUGCAGUGGUGCUGGCCCUCCUCCCCGUGCCUGUGCUGUUGGUCAUCUUCUAUGGGCUUUGGAAGAGGAGACACACGGGCAGCUACAGCUUGUACAGUGGUCCUGCUGGACCCUAGAAGGACACGCCCAGACCAGAGCCCCUGUGAAAGCUGACUUGGUCUGAAACCAUCUAACUGUGCAGAAGGGGCACUUCUCCCAGAGGGGUCCCAGGAGUCCAGAGAAGAAGUGAAGAUGGGGACUUGUUUGGACCAGAGCAAGCCUGGGAUAUGAGGAUGCACGUAACGCUGAAAUCGGCCUUCCUAAAAACACAGGCUGCUGUCUGCCCAUGCCAGGGGCCAGCAGCCUGACCCACUCCGUGGUGAACUCUCCUGGGCCCUGAAUGUUUUCCUGGGCUACCAGGAAGCUGGGGAGGGGCCCAGAGCAGAGGCCCAGGCAGGAAGUUCUGGGGAAAGCCUCCGAGAGGAUCCUGCUCAGAGCCACAGACCACAGCCCUAGCUGGAUGGCAGAGAAGCCCUAAGAGGUCGUUUUGCAGGCAAAGCCUGAGCCCUGUCUGCCUGAGGACCCCUUGGUAUCAAGCGAAGGGAAGGGAGGGGCGGGUAGCUAGAGCUGCCCUCUUCCCACCUGGGACCAGUGUGUCCUCAGCUCCCCCAAGCUACCCUGUGAACUUGGGAAAGAAAACUGGGCUCGUGAGCCUCCAAGGCAGCCAAUGUCCCUUGGGCCAUGUCCUGGGGGGAGGAACAGACUAGUCGCUAGGGGUCCAUAGAGGGUCGGCAGCAAGAGAUCCCAGAGCUCUCUAGACCCACUCCCCCACCCCCGACCGUGUGUCCUCUGUGCUCUGACCUGGCUGUCACUUAUCUCCUGGGAACUCACCUGCCCCCUGCCGCCAUCUGCUCACAUCCCCUCCUGGGAGCAGUGGUGUUAUCUAUGGCAAUUAGUUUUAGAUUGCUGAAUGAUCUCUCACAGCUGUGGAUGGAAACUGUGAUGGCCAAUAGAAACUGCUCAUUGGCGCCCCUGGUGGCACCCAGGGCAUGUGCCAUAUCUUAGAUAGGCCUCUGGCUGGGAGAACCCCCUGGGUGCAGGGCCAGCCUCUCCCCAGACUGGGGUGCAGAGUCUGAAUUUGGGGCUCACUCUUAGUUUCCACACCUGGGAUCCAGGAUUGAGCUCCUGGAGGGGACUGAGGCCCCCAGCAGAGCCCACACCCAGGGGCACCUGAGAUCCCAGAUCUGUGUGUGUUGGGGGGGGGUGGGGGUUCAACCCACAGGCUGUGUUGGGGAGACCAUGGCUCAGAGAAGGGGUGCAUGUCCUCCCCUUCUGUGGGCUCACUCUUCCCUGGCAAGGGAGGACCUACUCGUGACACAGCAGAGACAAUUCAGAGAACGCCACAGCCUCUAUGGCUGGCCUGGUUUGGGGCAGGGGAAAUGGAGCCCAACUAACCUCUGGCCUAGGGUCCAAUGGCCAAGGAAUCUGUCCCCUAUGCCACUGACCCAUGGCUCAGACUCUACCUCUACUGCUCAAACCACUGGCCCCAUGUCCAGCAGUGAAGACUGGAGGGUAUGGAUAGGAUUCUUCCACUGGAGAGCGGUAUCCCUCCAGCCCGAGGACUGGAACAAGUACCUGGGACAGAAGUGACAUCACUACUCACGACCCUGGGUCCGGCACCUCCUAGGCAAGAGAGUGAACAUCACGGCCAGGAGAAUGACUCAGCCGGGGGCUCUGUGGGCAGCUGGUGGGGGCCACUACAGGAUGGAAGUAGGGCCAGGGAAAGGGGUCCUGGAGAACAGCAGGGAGGGGGCACUUCUUCCCUAUGUCCCGCAGAGGGCAGUAGAGGGAAGAAGCAGACUGAGGAACUGACGGACCGGCCAGAAGACACGCACACGCAGGAUGACACCCGUCUCCACCGGCAAACAACCUGCUAAGGAGCAUUCUUCUCCUUUAGGAGAGUGUGACCAUCACCCUGGUGUGUAGCUAGGAAGGGGCUUAGCUCAGCUGGGGAGCUGACCUUUAUUGCGAUCCGGUGGUGGCACCAUCAACAGCCUGCGGGUGAGAUGUGCGGUGGCAGAGCCCUGGAGUGGGUUCAGGACUGGGAUCCAGGGAUGCCACCCUGUUACUGCGUGACCCCAAACAAGUCAUUAACUCUGUUUGGGCCUCGUUUUUCCUCUCUGUGAAAGAAAACAAUAAUUCCUACCUCUCAAGGUUGUUGUCAGGAUGAAACAAAAUAACAUGAGAGCUGUGCAAACUAAGUAAAUGCUUCAUAACUGUUCUUCAAAUCCUUUUCCAGUUCUAGUAUUCCCUUUCCCACAUGCUGCAUUUAGUCCCUUCAGAUCUUGGUCUCCUAAUUUGUCCUCUGUCUUCUCACAUUCUCUUCUCACUGCUUGGAUGUUGGGGCCCCACAACUGCAGCCCUGUGGUGAGGCCCUAUUGUAAGGAGGGUCUGGGGUGGGUAGGGAAGUGCCUUUGCAAUCAAGACCUGGGCUCAGAUUCCCAUCUCAGCUCCUCAUCUCUGUCUGACCUGACUAAACCUGAUUCCUUGUCUGAAAAAUAGGUUGGAAGGGAGCUCUGAAGCCCCUCCCACAGUCACUUCCUAGGUGAUUAGGUGAUAGGACGUGCACAUCGCCAUGUGGGGCAGGACAAGCAGACCCCACCCCUGUGGUAUGUGCACACUGCAUUGUGGGGCAGGAUAAGCAGCCCCCAUGCCCAGGGGACAUGCACAUGACAUGUGGGGUAGGACAAGAAGACCCCUGACCCAUGGGACGUGCACACUGCCAUGUGGAGUCAGGCAACAAGCAUGAGGUAGAAAUGGCUGCAAACGGUAUCUUUCACUCUGGACCAAAAGGAGUGUGGUGGGUUCUGUGCUUGGCUGCCCAGGAUGAUGGACUCAGAAAUGAUGGACUUCUUGCCCAGAGGCUGGGGGUAGUGAGAGCAGAAGGAAGGCCUUAGCUUUCAGUGCCCCUUGAGCAUAGCCUCAGCUGCAGACAGCCACCUCGCCAAGGUCAGGGCUCCCUUUCAAGGACAGCCUGCACCCCCUGACUGCAACAUACGGUGGAAAGCCCCCACAUCCCCUUGCCAACUCAGGGGUGUUGUGAAGGGUGAGUAUCUCUAGAACUCCUUGCAAGGUGGCCCAAGCUUCCUUUUGGCCUGUCUUGUAGCCUGACUUCUACCCACUCUUGCUCAUCUCUUCCUUCCCAAGGUACUGGCCUGAGAGCACAUUGAGCCCCCUGCGCCAAUCUCUAUCUCAGAGUCGGCUGCCCUGAACCAACAUGCAAUGCUGAGUUUGUAGAGCAUUUCUUCUUUCCUUUGUUGCUUGCCUAUUAAUUAUCAACAGCCAGUGACUAGUGUUUUUCUGUAGUUCAUCUAACCACAAUACUUUUUUUUUUUUAACCAUUUCAACCAUUUUUAUAUGUUGUUGUUGAUGUUAGGUGCUGUCAAGUUGGUUCUGACUCAUAGCGACCCUAUGCACAAUAGAACGAAACACUGCCCUGUCCUGUGCCCUCCUCACAAUUGUUGCUAUGCUUGAGUUCAUUGUUGCAACCACUGUGUCAAUCCAUCUCGUCGAGGGUCUUCCUCUUUUAAGCUGAACAUCUACUCUACCAAGCAUGAUGUCCUUCUCCAGGGACUGGUCCCUCCUGACAACAUGUCCAAAGUAUGUAAGACGUAGCCUCACCAUCCUGGCUUCUAAGGAGCAUUCUAUUUGUAGUUCUUCCACGACUGAUUUGUUCGUUCUUUUGGCAGUCCAUGGUGCGUUCGAUAUUCUUCGCCAACACCACGAUUCAAAGGCGUCAAUUCUUCUUUGGUCUUCCUUAUUCAUUGUCCAGCUUUCACAUGCAUACGGUGCGAUUGAAAAUACCAUGGCUUGGGUCAGGCGUACCUUAGUCCUCAAGGUGACAUCUUUGCUUUUCAAUGCUUUAAAGAGGUCUUUUGCAGCCGAUUUGCCCAGUGCAAUGCAUCUUUUGAUUUCUUGACUGCGGCUUCCAUUGGCAUUGAUUGCUAAUCCAAGCAAAAUGAAAUCCUUGACAACCUCAAUCUUUUCUCUGUUUAUCGUGAUGUUGUUUAUUGGUCCAGUUGUGAGGAUUCAUUAAUUACAUUCGCCAUGUUGUAAUGAUACUUGUUUUAAAAAUGCGCUUGAUUAAUAUGGUCUUUCAACAAAUGCUUGUCGAUUAAUCAGAGUAGCUGGGAGCUGGGGUUAGAGACAUGAUCUGGGGCUGAGACCCCCUUUCUUCUUCUGCCUUCUCCUCCCCUUGAGACCUGUCUGUCCCCUUCUGCUUUCCGCUCUGAUAAGCCUGCUAAAAUCUUUUAUUGCUCCUAGCUUUUCUCUCUCCCACCUUUUGCCAGAGGCCCUCCCUACACCUCUAUCUUCAGCUCCUCUCUCCUCUCCCCUCCAGUCCCCAUGGGUAGAGACACAACACUAACCACCAGGAUGUCUCGUCAUGAGGCUUGACCAACCUAGGCCACCAGUGGGGCUUAGGGCCCUGCUCAGACCUCUCAGUGCCCCCUGAC